AAUCGUUAAACUUAAAAGGUUAAUAAGUGGAACGAAAAUGAUUGACAGUUUGAGUGGCGGAUAGAAUACCGUUUGAAUUUGCGAUUAGCAAGGAUGACAUCUAAUAAAGAUGAUUUAGUAUUAAAUGGCAUUCAUAAUCCAAACAUAAGUCAUGUGUUACACCCGCUGACAAUUCGUCAUUUAGCCAGAGAAUGGUUAAAAGAAGACACUCCAAAUUUUGACUAUGGUGGAUUUGUUGUUGGUGAAAAGGAAGAAACGGCUGUUUUAUUGAUGAAGAGUGCUGGAGUACUAGCUGGCAGACCAUUUUUUGACGCUAUAUUUAAAGAACUUGAUUGUACUGUUAUGUGGGAAAAUGUACUUGAAGGAUCUUUCAAUGAGCCAAUCAAAACUGUAGCAACAGUUUCAGGAAAAGUUCGUCAGAUUUUGUUAGGGGAAAGAGUGGCUUUGAAUAUUAUAACUAGAGCCAGUGGUAUAGCCUCAGCUGCACACAGGCUACGUAAAAUGGUUCAGAAGUUAGGCUGGACUGGUCAAGUUGCAGGAACUCGUAAGACUACUCCAGGAUUUAGACUUGUAGAAAAGUAUGCACUUUUAGUGGGUGGUGUAUCGACACAUAGAUAUGACCUGUCAUCAAUGAUUAUGUUAAAAGACAAUCAUAUAUGGACAGCAGGAAGUAUAACACAGGCAGUGAAAGAUGCCCACGUUGUUGGAGGGUUUUCAACAAAGAUAGAGGUUGAAUGCCGCAGUAUAGAGGAUGCGGAGGAGGCUGCCAGUGCUGGUUGCGAUGUCAUCAUGCUCGAUAAUUUCUCUCCUGAGGCUAUACCAAAGGCAGCUGCUAUGUUAAAAGAGAAGUUUCCUAAGCUUAUAGUAGAGGUUAGCGGUGGAAUAACCGAGGACAACAUUGCGCAAUAUUGUGAUAAGAAUGUGGACAUAAUAUCACUGAGUCGGUUAACACAAGGCUACGAUACUCUAGACUUCUCACUUAAAGUGAGAAAAGAAGGAAUUGACCCAAGAAAUCUGCCCGUGAAAUUGUGAUGAAAUAUAAUGAAGUUGAAUUAUGAUAAUGUUAAGAAUAACUUAGAAGAACAAAAUUUUACAGAAAAUUUUUACAGAAAAUUUUGUCUAUGCUACAUGUACAUGAUUUUAACUCACAUGACUACAAAGUGCUUAAAGAUGAUAGCAAAAUCCCCAUCUUAAAGAUACAUUUUUGUCCAUGAUACCUAAUCUUUCAGAUUUGUCAUCCAGCAUAUACAUGUCUAUAUUUCUCCACUUCAGCGGAGUUCUUGUUUAAAAAUUUUCUUUGAAACCACUAUGCCUAGACCUUAGCUUGUUCAGAUUUGGAAAUAGUGUGUAGACCACUUCAAAAGCUAUAUGUCAUGCCUUAACAGUAACAAACCCCCAUCCCCACCCACAAGGUAUUUUGACAAAA
Messenger RNA from Ruditapes philippinarum (Manila clam), 1426 nucleotides. Its product is annotated as nicotinate-nucleotide pyrophosphorylase [carboxylating]-like. Gene Ontology annotation, molecular function: nicotinate-nucleotide diphosphorylase (carboxylating) activity. The transcript has 3 exons. The coding region runs from base 94 to 1032 and encodes 312 amino acids. The record is from RefSeq and is a predicted model, not a curated record. Gene Ontology annotation, cellular component: cytoplasm. Gene Ontology annotation, biological process: NAD+ biosynthetic process; quinolinate catabolic process. Lineage: Eukaryota; Metazoa; Mollusca; Bivalvia; Venerida; Veneridae.